Lutzomyia longipalpis is the source of this 1418-nucleotide messenger RNA. RefSeq lists its product as uncharacterized. Bases 55 to 1362 code for a protein of 435 amino acids. The record is from RefSeq and is a predicted model, not a curated record. The transcript has 3 exons. Lineage: Eukaryota; Metazoa; Arthropoda; Insecta; Diptera; Psychodidae. Gene Ontology annotation, cellular component: membrane. Gene Ontology annotation, molecular function: ligand-gated sodium channel activity. Gene Ontology annotation, biological process: sodium ion transmembrane transport.
UACAGCUAUCCCUUCGUUAAGGAUUAUUUUUUUUGGGUUUGUAGGCGCAGUACUAUGCACUGUGCUAGACAUGUUGGAGAUUCUAGAAGACAUCCUUGUGAAAGAAGUUUAUGCUUGGCAAUGCUCUUCAUUAUAUCAGCCAUUGCUAUAAGUUGUGCUGUAGUUUUCCUCCAUAGACACCUCUAUCGCCCUACAGUUGUUUCAAUUGACCGAGACUACAUGAAUUGGGGAAUUCUCCUGCCAUCCUUAACCCUCUGUGAAUAUGAAAAAUUAAAUGAAACAGCCCUUCAGGAAUAUCUUAAAUCACAAUCAGGAGAUACGCAGAAGCUAGAACAUUUUCUACGGCACCUGGUUAAUUUAACGAUCUACAACAUUGACACCCUUCCAAAUUAUCCGGAAAUCAAGCCAAACGACUAUUUAAAGGUAAUGGAUGCCCUCACAAACGUUCACAAUAAUCGCAUAAUGUUUACGGCUAUGAAUAUCUCAAUCCCCUUGGUUCGGGUGGUUACUGAAAUGGGAAUCUGUUGGGCCUUUAACUCCCAACUUUACCCGUUUUCAUCGACGGAAUAUCACAUUUAUGGAAGGAUACCAACACAGCCUGAACUUUUGGAGGCAAUUUAUCCACAUGGGGACAAUUUUCUCCUUCUUCUGGGAAUUAAUGGGAGUUCUUACGACAUUUACUGGCACAAUCCGUACGAUACGCUCUCGCUGGAUAGCGUAAUUCAGAUGGAUCGUGAAUAUCCUGUGUACACAUCCCUGGUUUUUCAAUCCUUUCAACUAUACUGUACUGAAAAAGUUCGACGACUCUUUAUCUAUCAAAGGCAGUGUCGUUUUGAUGAUGAAUCAAACUUGGAUCAUUUCCCCUACAUCUACUCCUACACAAUUUGCAGGACAGAGUGCAAGAUCAAAAGGAUGCUUGAAGUGUGUGGAUGUAUUCCAAUCUUCUAUCGAGCUGCAGAAUCUGAGAGUUAUUGUGGAGUCAAAGGAUUGAAAUGCAUAGUCAAGCAUAGAAUGAAAAUUGAUAAAUUAAGCAGGGAUUGCCAAUGCAUAAGCCGAUGUGAAGGAGUUGUUUACAACCUGGACACAACAAAAGAAAUAUUUUGGAUUGGUAAGAGUACUCUGAAGUGGGAACUGAAGACAUCCAAGUCAAGAUACAGAAGAGAUGUGAUUUAUGGUAUUGAGGAAGUUUUAACGGCUAUAGGAGCAAAUGCAGGACUCUUUCUAGGACUCAGCUCACUGUCCGCUAUUGAAUUUCUUUUCUUCUAUUUCAUUCAUAUUUUUCGCUUUGAUAGAAGUAGAUUGAACGAAUGUUUACCUGAGAUUCCAAGACGCUUGCUGCACGUUUGUCAUAAUUCUGAAUAAUAGGGACAGAUCGGACAGGUAAUGUUAAAAAUUCUUUCACAAUAAAUAUAACAAUU